AAUCUUUGUCCGCUAACGCGGAUAUCAGUGGUGUUCUAUGUAAUUGUGAUUGUCAUUGAGCAUUUAUAAUUCUCGAUUCUCAAACAGAGGCAUCACCGCUAGUGGCGUUGCUGAUAACGUAAACUAAACUUACCAAACAAACCGUAGCUUUAUUUUCUAAUCUGAUCAUUUCCCGAGCAAAAGGAAAAGGAGAUACCCGAGCAUGCGUCAUUCUAUUGCAACGGUCCUAUGCGGGACUCGCGGAGGAGGCUUGGGCGAAUGCCGCGUCCGUCAUAUAGGCCCCAAUCAGGCAAACGACAUACCCGAACCAUCGUCCGAGCCGCCGGACAUCAGGGGUCUCAAUCAACUCCAGGCCAACCGCGAGACAUGGCUGAACGGUGACGCCAUUGAGAAGUCCAUCAGCUCAUACCACGAGGCUCUCCCGAGGCAGACGCGGAAGAUCAUUCACAUCGCAGACACGAGCAUCCGGGGCAUCUUCCACCGAAACGAUAGGGAUUUCAGAAGACUUUUGGAGGGGCGUAAUAAUAGGUUCUACAGAGGUUUCAUGGCAACCGAAUACACCCUGUGGCCGUGUAAUUAUGAGGAUGUCCAUUGGGAGUUAGUGGUGAUACACAAAGGUCGAUCCGAUGCGAACAGCGAAAAGUGGGAUCAGAUUCUUCAAGUAGCCGUCAUCGAUCACUGGAAAGACGACGGUGCCAGAGCAAGAAAUCAAAUGAUCACGACGAGGUUACGGCAGCUUUUUGACGCUAUGGGAUUCUUGAUCGCAGAUGGCUGCGAACGUGCCGUGUGGACGCCCUGGCAAAAGGAUUCUUGGAGCUGUGGGCCCCGCGUAUUCUGGUCGGCGAAACAUAUGAUGGACCGCAUCCAGGAGAGUGUGGCGGCAAGUAGAGGAUACGAUGAACAGCUCUGGGCUCCCCUGCCCGGGUGGUUUAACGCGGACCAGGUGCGGUGGGAGAUGAUUGGCCUUAACGCGUAUGAAGCUGUUAAAGCCAUGGACUAUAGAGCAAGAAUCGGCAUCGAACUGGUUGCCCGUGUGCUAGACAAGACGGGGAACUUGCGGGAUGCUGGAGAUGUGAUGCGACCACCUGACCGUGGUGCCGGCGGCCCCGGCGGCCCGAGUGGUUCGAGCGGGAAGCAAUCGAAGAAGCCACCCAACUUGCCAAAAAAGUCAGGCCAGGAAAGUGACGAUGACGAUCUCAUCAUGCUUUCACCCAAAACGCCCAAAAAAUCAAGACAGGAAAAUGACGAUGACGAUGUCAUCGAAAUUUCACCCGAAGUACCAGCUAGACGAGAGGUUCCUAUACCCAUUCCUAAUGAGCGGAGAGUGGCGCCGUCGUUCCCGGUCCAGCAAGGUGACCCGAGUACCGAGCGAAGAGAGACGCCGAACGAUACUAAUGUCUGGCCAAGGAACACCGAAGGCCAGCCGCCGCAAUUGAGUGCUCCAAAGCGGCGACGACGGACAUCUGCUCCUGAAGAAAGCACGAAAUUCUUAAAAAGCAACGAUGGGUCCAAAGGAGCGGGUCCGGGUCCCAAAAAGUCUUGAUAAAUCAGGCACUUUAUAAAUGACGGCAGGCGAUUC
Annulohypoxylon truncatum is the source of this 1579-nucleotide messenger RNA. RefSeq lists its product as uncharacterized. Bases 203 to 1543 code for a protein of 446 amino acids. Lineage: Eukaryota; Fungi; Ascomycota; Sordariomycetes; Xylariales; Hypoxylaceae. The record is from RefSeq and is a predicted model, not a curated record. The transcript has a single exon.